This is a messenger RNA of Phaeodactylum tricornutum CCAP 1055/1, 474 nucleotides long. RefSeq lists its product with no specific name. The record is from RefSeq and is a predicted model, not a curated record. NCBI's taxonomy places the organism in Eukaryota, Bacillariophyta, Bacillariophyceae, Surirellales, Neidiaceae. The coding region runs from base 1 to 474 and encodes 157 amino acids. The transcript is spliced from 2 exons.
AUGCAUUGGGGUGUGUACUCAACCGCGGAGACCGUGUUGGAUCAGGCAGCUCCCAAUCAUACAGACGCAAUCUAUGGGGGUACAUCACUAGCCGAUCUAGUCCUGGCUUACAACAAAGAUAAAAACGACAAAGAUGACGAUUCCAUACCGUUUGACGAAGAGCCAACAACCCCCCUUGAUUUUAACGGAAAAGCGGCUGUGGAGCGCGACGAGCACCUUCCGCCUGAGGUUCCAAUCUUCAUCCGGUGCGAAAGGCAAGCUGAUGUAUCCAACUUUCAACUCUUGGCCAACACGGCUUGGUGCGAAGACAAGAAUUUGGAUUGGAUGGCGGCGGUAUGGCAAGAGGUAUCUAGUUGGUGGGAGGCGCACGCGUCCUGCGGAAGCGUUUCUAAUCUUUCACGCGAAUUCGAAACGCACGCUCGAGCGUUUGAAACGCGACGGAAGCGUGUCAGUUUAUACGAAACGCGUUCGUAG